This is a messenger RNA of Lepus europaeus (European hare), 4812 nucleotides long. It is a transcript of the gene CUX1, whose product is annotated as cut like homeobox 1. The record is from RefSeq and is a predicted model, not a curated record. Gene Ontology annotation, cellular component: Golgi membrane. Lineage: Eukaryota; Metazoa; Chordata; Mammalia; Lagomorpha; Leporidae. The transcript has 24 exons. Gene Ontology annotation, molecular function: DNA-binding transcription factor activity, RNA polymerase II-specific; DNA binding. Bases 25 to 4812 code for a protein of 1595 amino acids. Gene Ontology annotation, biological process: regulation of DNA-templated transcription; intra-Golgi vesicle-mediated transport.
GUCCUGCCCUGUCCUGCGGGCGCGAUGGAGCGCGCGGUGGGGCCGUUCCGUGGUGCCUCUCCGGCUCCGGUUCUCCAAAGCGAAGCCCCGGGGCCCCCGCUGGACUGUGGCGUGCGGGCUGGGGAUGCGGGCGCCGAGCCCCAAGCGCCGCGCGAGGAUUGUACCCCGGCUUCGCCGCCGCCGUGCCCGGGCGGCGCGUUCCUGCCUGUCACCCCCCAGCCAGAGGAGCGGCGCGCCCGCGGGGCUGGGCCCCCGAGUGCCAGCUCCGCGCCGGCCGUGCCUGGACUGCCCCGGGACUCUGCCGGGUGGAUGGUGUGCGUAGCCGGAGCCAAGUUGAAGAGAGAACUGGAUGCCACCGCAACGGUGUUGGCCAACCGGCAAGAUGAAAGCGAACAGUCAAGAAAACGGCUCAUCGAGCAGAGCCGUGAGUUCAAGAAGAACACUCCAGAGGAUCUGCGCAAGCAGGUAGCACCGCUGCUGAAGAGCUUCCAGGGAGAGAUUGACGCGCUGAGUAAGAGGAGCAAAGAAGCGGAGGCAGCCUUCCUGAAUGUCUACAAGAGACUGAUCGAUGUUCCAGAUCCCGUGCCAGCUCUGGACCUCGGGCAGCAGCUCCAGCUCAAAGUACAGCGCCUGCACGAUAUUGAAACGGAGAACCAGAAGCUUAGGGAAACGCUGGAGGAGUACAACAAGGAAUUCGCCGAAGUGAAAAAUCAAGAGGUUACGAUCAAAGCGCUCAAAGAGAAAAUCCGAGACUACGAGCAGACCCUGAAGAACCAGGCCGAGGUCAUCGCUCUGGAGAAGGAGCAGAAGUUACAAAAUGAUUUCGCAGAAAAGGAGAGAAAGCUGCAGGAGACGCAGAUGUCAACCACGUCGAAGCUGGAGGAAGCGGAACAUAAAGUUCACACUCUGCAAACAGCCCUGGAAAAAACUCGAACAGAAUUAUUUGACCUGAAAACCAAAUACGAUGAAGAAACCACCGCAAAGGCCGACGAGAUCGAAAUGAUCAUGACUGACCUUGAAAGAGCCAACCAGAGGGCAGAGGUGGCUCAGAGAGAGGCGGAGACCCUGCGGGAGCAGCUCUCGUCGGCCAACCACUCUCUCCAACUGGCCUCGCAGAUCCAGAAGGCGCCAGACGUGGAGCAGGCCAUAGAGGUGCUGACGCGCUCCAGCCUGGAAGUUGAGUUGGCCGCCAAGGAGCGGGAGACGGCCCAGCUGGCAGAGGACGUGCAGAGACUCCAGGCCAGCCUCACCAAGCUGCGCGAGAACUCGGCCAGCCAGAUCUCCCAGCUCGAGCAGCAACUGAGCGCCAAGAACAGCACACUCAAACAACUGGAAGAAAAACUCAAAGGCCAGGCUGACUAUGAAGAAGUGAAGAAAGAGCUGAACAUCUUGAAGUCCAUGGAGUUUGCGCCCUCGGAGGGAGCCGGGACCCAGGACUCGGCCAAGCCCCUGGAGGUGCUGCUACUGGAGAAGAACCGGUCGCUGCAGUCGGAGAACGCCGCCCUGCGCAGCUCCAACAGCGACCUCAGCGGGUCAGCCAGGAGGAAAGGGAAAGACCAGACUGAGAGUCGGCGCCCGGGACCUUUGCCGGCCUCCCCUCCUUCCCAGCUGCCCCGCAACCCGGGGGAGCAGGCUUCCAAUACUAACGGUACACACCAGUUCUCACCAGCGGGGUUAAGUCAAGACUUUUACAGCUCAUCCCUGGCGAGCCCCAGCCUACCCCUGGCUUCGACAGGAAAGUUUGCACUAAACUCUCUCCUCCAGCGACAGCUAAUGCAGUCCUUCUACUCCAAGGCCAUGCAGGAAGCAGGAAGCACAAGCGUGAUUUUCCCAACAGGUCCAUACAGCACAAACUCCAUAUCUUCCCCAAGUCCGUUACAGCCAAGCCCAGACGUGAACGGCAUGGCCCCGUCCCCCAGCCAGUCAGAAAGUGCUGGCAGCGCCUCCGAGGGCGAGGAGAUAGACACUGCAGAGAUCGCCCGGCAGGUCAAAGAGCAGCUCAUCAAGCACAAUAUCGGACAGCGCAUUUUCGGCCAUUACGUCCUGGGACUGUCGCAGGGCUCCGUGAGCGAGAUCCUGGCCCGGCCCAAGCCCUGGAAUAAGCUGACCGUGCGCGGCAAGGAGCCGUUCCACAAGAUGAAGCAGUUCCUCUCGGACGAGCAGAACAUCUUGGCUCUCCGCAGCAUCCAAGGCAGGCAGAGAGAGAAUCCAGGCCAGAGCCUGAACAGACUAUUUCAGGAAGUACCGAAACGAAGAAAUGGGUCCGAAGGGAACAUCACCACCCGGAUCCGAGCCUCGGAGACUGGUUCCGACGAAGCCAUCAAGUCCAUCCUGGAACAGGCCAAGCGGGAGCUGCAGGUGCAGAAAACUGCGGAGCCGCCCCCGCCGUCCUCGGCGCCCAGCAGCGGGAACUCGGACGACGCCAUCCGCUCCAUCCUGCAGCAGGCCCGCCGGGAGAUGGAGGCCCAGCAGGCCGCCCUGGAGCCCCCCGUGAAGCCCGCCCCGCUGCCGCAGCCCGACCUCGCCCUGCUCACCCCCAAGCUGCUGUCUGCCUCCCCCAUGGCGGCCGCAUCCAGUUACGCUCCUCUCGCCAUCUCCCUGAAGAAGCCUCCAGCGGCCCCCGAGGCCGGCGCCUCGGCUCUGCCCAACCCCCCGACCCUCAAGAAGGAGGCCCAGGAGGGCCCCGGGCUGGACCCCCAGGGAGCAGCGGACGCCGGCCAGGGGGUCCUGCGGCACAUGAAGAGCGGGGCCUGGAAGGACCACUGGUGGGGUGCCGUGCAGCCCGAGCGCCGGACCCCCGCCUCCGCCGAGGACACCAAGGCCGAGGAAGCUGGCGGCGGGGGCGGGAAGGAAAAGACGGGCGGCAGCCAGCCGCGGAGCGAGCGCUGCCACCCGCAGGGACCCCCAUCCUCGGAGUACUGGAAGGAGUGGCCCAGCGCUGAGUCGCCCUACUCACAGAGCUCGGAGCUGAGCGUGACCGGGGCCAGCCGCAGCGAGACACCCCAGAACAGCCCCCUGCCUUCCUCCCCACUCGUGCCCAUGGCCAAGCCCGCCAAGCCCUCGGUGCCGCCGCUGACCCCCGAGCAGUACGAGAUCUACAUGUACCAGGAGGUGGACACCAUCGAGCUCACCCGACAGGUGAAGGAGAAGUUGGCCAAGAACGGCAUCUGUCAGCGCAUCUUCGGGGAGAAGGUGCUGGGCCUGUCCCAGGGCAGCGUCAGUGACAUGCUGUCCCGGCCGAAGCCAUGGAGCAAGCUGACCCAGAAAGGCCGAGAACCCUUCAUCCGCAUGCAGCUCUGGCUGAACGGCGAACUGGGCCAGGGCGUCCUGCCCGUCCAGGGGCAGCAGCAAGGGCCAGUCCUCCAUCCGGUGCCGCCACUCCAGGACCCCCUGCAGCAGGGCUGCGUGAGCUCAGAGAGCACCCCAAAGACCUCCGCCAGCUGCAGCCCUGCCCCCGAGUCCCCAAUGAGCUCCAGCGACUCUGUGAAGAGCCUGACCGAGCUGGUCCAGCAGCCCUGCCCCGUCAUCGACACGAGCAAGGACGGCAAACCGCCCGAAGCCAGCGACGCCCCAGCCUCCGACUCCCAGCCCAGCACCCCGCUGCCUCUCUCCGGACACUCGGCCCUCAGCAUCCAGGAGCUGGUGGCCAUGUCUCCCGAACUGGACACCUAUGGCAUCACCAAGAGGGUCAAGGAGGUGUUGACGGACAACAACCUAGGUCAGCGCCUGUUUGGGGAGACCAUCCUGGGACUCACCCAGGGCUCCGUGUCCGACCUCCUCGCCCGGCCGAAGCCCUGGCACAAGCUCAGCCUGAAGGGCCGGGAGCCUUUUGUGCGCAUGCAGCUUUGGCUCAAUGACCCCAACAACGUGGAGAAGCUGAUGGACAUGAAGCGGAUGGAGAAGAAAGCCUACAUGAAGCGGCGGCACAGCUCGGUCAGCGACAGCCAGCCCUGUGAGCCGCCCUCGGUGGGCGUCGACUACAGCCAGGGCGCCAGCCCCCAGCCUCAGCACCAGCUGAAGAAGCCGCGCGUGGUGCUCGCCCCCGAGGAGAAGGAAGCGUUGAAGCGAGCCUACCAGCAAAAGCCAUACCCGUCACCAAAAACCAUCGAAGAGCUCGCCACCCAGCUCAACUUGAAAACCAGCACUGUCAUUAACUGGUUCCACAACUACAGGUCUCGGAUCCGCAGAGAACUGUUCAUCGAGGAGAUCCAGGCCGGGAGCCAGGGCCAGGCAGGCGCCAGCGACUCGCCGUCGGCCCGAAGCGGCCGCGCCGCGCCCAGCUCGGAGGGCGACAGCUGCGACGGCGUGGAGGCCGCCGAGGGCCCGGGCGCCGCCGACGAGGAGCCGGGCGGCCCCGCGGCCGCCGCCAAGUCUCAGGGAGGGCCGGCCGAGGCGGCCGCGGCCCCGGCCGAGCGGGAAGAGGCGCCGCGGCCCGCGGAGAAGACGGAGCCGCCGCCCGCGGGGCCCGCGGGCCCGGACGACGCCCAGGACGCGGGCCGGCCCAGGCCGCCGCCCGAGGGCCCGGCGGACGGCCCGCGGCCCGUGCCAAACCCCGCCGCCGCGGCCGGGGAGGACGCCGCUACCUCAGCCGCGCGGCCCGCCGACGGGAGUUCCGCGUUGCCAAGCACCAGCGCGCCGGCCGCCCGCAGGCCCAGCUCGCUGCAGAGCCUCUUCGGCCUCCCGGAGGCGGCGGGCGCCAGGGACUCGCGAGACAACCCCUUGAGGAAGAAGAAGGCCGCGAACUUGAACAGCAUAAUCCACCGCCUGGAGAAGGCCGCCAGCCGGGAGGAGCCCAUCGAAUGGGAGUUCUGA